GUGACACGGUGAAGAUCGGAGAGAUUAUUUACAAACUCAAAACACCGCAGAAUCCAGAACUUGUUCCUGUCAAAUACCUUUCAGAGUCGCUGCCACAGACAGUGGCUCAGCACCUGCGAUGGAUCAUGCAAAAAGACCUUUUAGGCCAAGAUGUGUUUCUCAUCGGACCCCCAGGACCCCUGAGACGAUCCAUAGCAAUGCAGUACCUUGAGUUGACCAAACGAGAAGUGGAGUAUGUUGCAUUGUCCAGAGACACCACAGAGACUGACCUGAAACAAAGGAGAGAGAUUCGAUCAGGGACGGCCUUCUACAUAGACCAGUGUGCCGUGAGAGCUGCAACACAAGGUAGAGUUCUGGUCCUUGAGGGUCUGGAGAAGGCAGAGAGAAACGUUCUACCGGUUCUCAACAAUCUCUUGGAGAACAGAGAAAUGCAGCUGGAGGAUGGACGCUUCCUGACUUCAGCUGAGCGUUAUGACAAGCUGCUGCAGGAGCACACCAAAGAGGAGCUGGACAGCUGGAAGAUUGUCCGUGUCAGUGAGGACUUUAGAGUCAUUGCUUUGGGUCUUCCUGUUCCCAAAUACAAGGGGAACCCGCUGGAUCCUCCCCUCCGCUCUCGCUUUCAAGCCAGAGACAUCUAUUACCUUCCAUUCAAGGACCAUCUGGAAAUGCUGUAUGCAGCCGGACCAAAUAUUUCUGCAGAAAGAGUGUCGCAGCUGCUGUCCCUUGCCACAACACUGUGCUCCCAGGAGUCAUCUAGUUUGGGCCUCCCUGACUUUCCUGUGGACAACCUUAUUUCUGCACUUCAUGUUCUGAACAUUUUCCCCAUGAUGUCCUCCCAGCAGUUAAUACAGAGACUUUAUCCUUACAAGAGUAUUUUGGGAAAAGAUGGACACACUGCUGUUGAGGGUGUGUUGAAUCGGUUUGAGCUUUUGGAUGGCUGUCGUCCCUCAGCUCCUGGUGCUAUUCUGAGUGUGUCCCUAUCAAAGGAAUUCGAAGGCCAUGCAGAUGUCACAGUCCGGGUCGCAGACAAGGAUGUCACCUUCCAGGUUCCUGUUGGCAGCAAAGAGCUGCGUCCCCCCAACAGCAGUUCCACCUUCAUAAACACACCGAGCCACUCACAGCUGCUGGCUGAGAUGAUGCAGUCACACAUGGUGAAGGACAUGUGCCUGAUAGGAGCCAAGGGCUGUGGCAAGUCGGUGAUUGCGAGAGAGUUUGCUGAGAUGCUGGGCUACAGCAUUGAGCCUGUCAUGCUUUACCAGGACAUGACAGCCAGGGACCUUCUUCAGCAGAGGUACACUCUGCCCAACGGAGACACAGCAUGGAGGCCAUCUCCAGUGGUCACUGCUGCCAUCGAGGGCAAAAUGCUGAUCCUCGAUGGCAUACACAGAGUUAACCUUGGAACCCUGUCUGUGCUCUCCAGAUUGCUCCAUGAAAGGGAGUUAGAUUUAUAUGAUGGGACCAGACUGCUGAGGUGGGACAGGUACCAGAUGUUGAAGGAGCAGCUGCAGCUUACUGAUCAGCAGCUGCAAGAGAGGUUGAUCUUCCCUAUCCACCCAUCGUUCAGAGUGCUGGCCCUGGCAGAGCCUCCCAUUGUGGGGGCCAGUUCAAGCAGCAGUAACAGCAGAGGACAGCAGUGGUUGGGGCCGGAACUGCUGACUAUGUUCCUUUACCACACUGUCGCUCCGCUGGCUAAAGCAGAGGAAAUGAGUCUCAUUGAGGGACUGUGUAACAAUGUUCCAAAAGAAGCAGCAGAGCAGCUAUUACUCCUUGUGCACAGUCUCCGCAAGACAAACGACCCUACAGCGCAGUCUCUGGCCUCUUCCCUCUCAACCAGACAGUUACUGAGGAUCUGUCGCCGCCUCUCUCAAUACCCAGAGGACAGUGUUGCUUACGCGGUCAAUAAGGCUUGUCUCUCCAGGUUCCUGCCCAGCCUGGCUCRUGCCUGUCUUGAAAAAAGCCUCACCAACUGCUCCAUACAGGACACACUGGAUCCUGCUGAGCACUCUCGUGAUUAUUGCUGUGCGGUACAUGAUGGUGUGUUGACAAUUGGCAACGUCUCAGCUCCAGUCUACAACCCCAACCAGAAAAUGAAAGUUCCAGAUGUUCUCUUCUAUGAUAACCCCCAGCACAUGAUGGUGAUGGAGGACAUGUUGAAAGACUUUCUGUUAGGAGAGCACCUCCUCUUGGUGGGAAACCAGGGUGUAGGUAAAAACAAAAUAGUAGACAGAUUCCUGCACCUUCUCAACAGGCCCAGGGAAUACCUACAGCUCCACAGGGAUACAACAGUCCAGACUCUAACCCUGCAGCCUUCAGUGCAGGAUGGCAUCAUUGUGUACGAGGACUCACCCCUGGUAAAGGCAGUGAAGCUUGGUCACAUACUUGUGAUUGACGAAGCUGACAAAGCUCCCACUAAUGUUACCUGCAUCCUGAAAACCCUGGUGGAGAGUGGAGAGAUGAUCCUGGCAGACGGUCGCAGAAUCGUCUCAGAUCCAAAUGAAGCAAAGAAGAGGCCCAACGUCAUAGUCAUGCACCCAGACUUCAGGAUGCUCGUCCUGGCUAACCGACCUGGUUUUCCUUUCCUGGGCAAUGAUUUUUUUGGAGCAUUAGGUGAUAUUUUUAGCUGUCAUGCUGUGGACAAUCCAAAGCCCCAGGCAGAGCUGGCCAUGCUGAAACAAUACGGCCCUGAUGUUCCUGAAGCUACUCUACAGAAACUGGUGGCUGCGUUUGGAGAGCUGAGGUCCAUGGCAGAUCAGGGCACCAUCUCCUACCCCUACUCCACUCGAGAGGUGGUCAACAUCGUUAAACACCUGCAGAAAUUUCCCAACGAAGGUUUGGCCAACGUGGUGCGAAACGUCUUUGACUUCGAUUCUUACAACAAAGACUUGCGGGACGUUUUGAUAGAUUCUCUGCACAAACACGGGAUUCCCAUCGGGGCCAAGCCAACUUCUGUCAAACUGGCUAAGGAAUUGCCUUUACCUGAAGUCAGGAUGACUGGAUACUGGACCUUAAACCAAAGUGGCAACGCUCGUCGCAAGCUGCUCUGCCCUACUGAGACACAUCCUGUAGAUAUUAAGGGUCCUGUCUUUCUGCGCGUCCAGAGUUAYCCCUGCAACAGACAAGAAAGCAGAGCAAUGAGUUUUACUGAGGAGAAAGCUCAUUGGCAGAUUCCCAUGAAUGAAGUUAACAUAGUCUGUGAUGUCAUCAGCGUAAAUGACAUGCUGUAUGUGGCCACGUGUAACCCGGUGUCCCUGUACUCCAUGAAGGAGCRCGGGGAGACGGUUCAGUGUAUGGAGCUUUACGACGUCUUCCCCAGGACCAUGAGUGGUGUCUAUCAGCCAUUUGUCACCAUUGCUCCACUUGGGAGUCCUCUUGAUGGACAGGUGGUGCUGCAUGAGGAACAGAGYAACACAGUGCUACAUUUGGACUUGGUAAGCGGUGCCGUGCGGAGGCUGAUGUUGUCUCCAGACGGUGAUCAGACUCCGUUCAAAGCCUCAAACUGGUGGAGCAAUAAGGAUCAACAGGGAGGCCAUAAGAUGUGCCGUGAAUUUGCCCAUAAAAACUGGCUUCUCUUCUAUAAAGAGGAUGGCAACCAGCUGGAGGUGCUGGACGUUCUAGAGGGACGGGUUUAUUCUAUCUUCCUUCCAAUCAACCUGAAGUCAGUGAUCCUGGUGGCAGAGGAUCGGUGGUUGUUGUUAGAGAGCUCCACCAAUAAGAAGUUUCUUCUAACCAAGCCSAUGCACAUGGCUGCUGAAGAUACUGGAGUGUGUCAGCUACACAGUAUCAACGAGGACACAGUCAGCUCUGGUCAUGGAUCAAGCUUAGCAGAGGUUUCUGUACCCCAGAUUGUGUCAAGUGAGCAGCUACCAAAUGAAAACCUGAGUGUUGCUCUGGACCAGAAGAUUGUUUCUCCCAAUCGUGUCCUGGCCGACACUAGCUCCUUUGCACAGGUCAUCGUAGGUUUCCCAGAUCUCAUGUCACCUAAUGAGGUGUACAGCUUCAGGAGACCUGUAGACCUGUCAGCCGUGAAAUCCAGCGAGGGCGGGUCUCACUCAUUCUUUCGAGGUGGGCUUCGAGGCGGAGCCGUCAAAAGGGAGAAUUGCGUCGUUCUGCUCUCGGCCAAUCAGGUGGUCCGAGCCAUUUCCCCUGCCAAGGUGCCUCUGAAGGACAUAUACCCCAAAGAUGUCACGCCUCCUAUGACAUCAGCAUACCUGGAAGUGACUGACCUCACAUCCAAAAAGCUUAAAUACAUUCCAGUUCCAAG
Messenger RNA from Austrofundulus limnaeus, 4261 nucleotides. It is a transcript of the gene vwa8, whose product is annotated as von Willebrand factor A domain containing 8. Gene Ontology annotation, cellular component: cytoplasm. The record is from RefSeq and is a predicted model, not a curated record. NCBI's taxonomy places the organism in Eukaryota, Metazoa, Chordata, Actinopteri, Cyprinodontiformes, Rivulidae. Gene Ontology annotation, molecular function: ATP binding; ATP hydrolysis activity.